Messenger RNA from Hevea brasiliensis (rubber tree), 1653 nucleotides. Its product is annotated as lignin-forming anionic peroxidase. The transcript has 4 exons. Gene Ontology annotation, molecular function: heme binding; peroxidase activity. The coding region runs from base 465 to 1430 and encodes 321 amino acids. The record is from RefSeq and is a predicted model, not a curated record. Gene Ontology annotation, biological process: hydrogen peroxide catabolic process; response to oxidative stress. NCBI's taxonomy places the organism in Eukaryota, Viridiplantae, Streptophyta, Magnoliopsida, Malpighiales, Euphorbiaceae.
ACAAGGAAAACAAGUGAUCAAUUACAUGAUCCUUCCUUUCGUGCAUGGAUUUCUUAGUUGUUUUUUCAAUCUACGUCCAAAAUCUUUUUCCCCUAAGAGAAAAAGCAGCUCCAAUGUGGAAUAAAAUUGCACAAGAGAAUCCAAAACAGCCGAAGGACACUGGAUUACGUUUCUAAAAUUCUGAAUGAUUCUAGUAAACAAAAGGCAGCAGAAAAUUUCAUGCCAGAUAGGCUACCUGUUUCCCUUCUGCAUUAAUGUAUGUUGGCUAGCUCUACUAUUGUAGCCGCCUUGAGGAGAAAGGGUCAGAAAACUAUUUAGAGCACAACACUAUAAAUAGGGGUCGAGGCUUGUGCUUCUUCUGCAUCGAUCAUUCACUCUCUCUUUUUCUGUCAUUGCCAUAUUGUAUAAUCAGUUUAUUUUCUGCUGUUAGGAGAAAAAUAUAGCAUUAAACAAAUAGUAUUAAAAUGGGUUCUCGUUUUUCUUUUCCUUUCAUGGUUUUGACAAUAGUCUUGAUGAUUUUUUCAUGCUUGCCAUGUCAAGCACAGCUUUCUUCAAGUUUCUAUGACAACACAUGUCCAAAUGCAUUGAGUAGUAUUCGCACCACUAUUAGGUCAGCUGUCUCGCGUGAGCGUAGAAUGGCAGCAUCUCUCGUCCGCCUUCAUUUCCAUGAUUGCUUUGUUCAGGGUUGUGACGGUUCAAUCUUGCUGGAUGAUACACCCACAAUGACUGGCGAGAAAUUGGCACGCAACAAUAACCAGUCUGUUAGAGGAUUCGAAGUCGUCGAUGAUGCCAAGGCUGAAGUUGAGAGCAUAUGUCCUGGAGUCGUUUCAUGUGCUGAUAUUGUGGCAGUAGCAGCUCGUGAUGCUUCUGUUGCUGUUGGUGGACCGUCAUGGACAGUGAAGCUCGGAAGGAGAGACUCUACCUCUGCAAGCCGAAACUUAGCUAAUGCCAAUCUUCCUAGUUUUACAGAUAGCCUCGAAAGUCUUAUCUCUUUGUUUGAUAGCAAAGGUUUAAGUGCAAGAGACAUGGUUGCCCUUUCAGGAUCACAUACAAUAGGCCAGGCAAGAUGCCUGACCUUCCGUGGUAGGAUUUACGACAAUGCAAGUGAUAUCGAUGCUGGCUUUGCAACCACUCGAAGGCGCCAGUGUCCGGCUACUGGUGGGGAUGGCAAUCUUGCACCACUCGAUUUGGUGACGCCAAAUUCUUUUGAUAACAACUACUUCAAGAAUCUUAUUCAGAAAAAGGGUCUUCUUCAAUCAGAUCAGGUGCUUUUUAGCGGUGGAUCAACAGACAGCAUUGUUAAUGAGUAUAGCAGGAGCCCUUCAACUUUCAGUUCUGAUUUUGCUUCUGCCAUGGUAAAGAUGGGAGAUAUAGACCCUCUAACUGGUUCUCAAGGAGAGAUACGCAGACGUUGCAAUGUUGUUAAUUAAUUGAUUUUGCGGGAAAGAAAAAUCAUUUAUAUUUCAUAAAUAUUACACUCUAAAAUAAAUAGUGGGAGAAUAGCCUGCAUGCGCAAGAUCAUCAAGUUUGGUCAAGGCAUGAUUCUACUGUACGUCCACACUUCAACCAAAGUGUGGUUAAUUAAUUCGUCGUCUGGCAUAAGCAAAAGUGUAUUAUAUACUCUCCUGUAGUGGAAAUUAAAGUGUUCUCAUA